Mercenaria mercenaria is the source of this 2688-nucleotide messenger RNA. RefSeq names its product fucolectin-like. The record is from RefSeq and is a predicted model, not a curated record. The transcript is spliced from 4 exons. NCBI's taxonomy places the organism in Eukaryota, Metazoa, Mollusca, Bivalvia, Venerida, Veneridae. Bases 97 to 843 code for a protein of 248 amino acids.
UCUAUGGGGAGAUCUAAAAUGGCACUCAACACGCAUGCGUAAAAAUAUAACUAUGCGGCUAAACAUUCUUCCAUAAAAAUAUACUAUCUACGCAUAAUGGAGAUCACAGUUUUUAAUUUCGUUAUAGUGAUUUUCAACAUUUUCGGUAGAUUUUGUAGUGUUAAACCUACCAGUGAUUUUAUCCAGUUUAGAAGAAUCAACGCUUUAGAUGGGAUAACAUGUCAGGCUUCCCAAAAUAUGUUUAAUGUAACAGAGGUACAAAGUGGAAUCAAGUGCUCACUGCUUUGUACAGAAGCACAGGCGUGUGUUGGAGUGUUUCAUCAGGCGCAAACAAAGGAAUGCUUUGGCUGCAGUUCUUUCACAGCAGACGAGACACUGUCACGUGCGGGAACAAGGUUCUAUGGACGAGUUCCUGGGACAAAUGUUGCAGAGGGCAAGCAGACGACAAUGUCAAGCGUUUCGAGCAAACAUGUAAAUUAUGGUGGAGACAAAGGUGUAGAUGGCAUCACGAACCAAGAUCUUUGGCAAGGCUUCUGCUUUCAUACAGAAUAUGAGAGUAGCCCCUGGUGGCGAGUAGAUCUUGGAGCCAAAUAUGGAAUUUUCAGUGUCAAGUUAUAUAAUAUUUUGAAUUCCGGAGGCGUAUGGAAGGCUAGGGACCUGAGGCUGAGCAUAGGAAUAACCCUUGAGACUAUGGACAUUGUUGGCUCUGUGCUAGGACAGAUUGACGACAUUCAUACCUUCAACUUCUCUGCUGGUAUUGAAGGCAGAUACGUUCAGGUGACACUCAUGGGAGCAAACGUUCUGCAUCUCUGCGAGAUACAAGUCUUUGGCUUUUCAGUUUAAUCUUCAAAUCGUCCUGCAAGCACACGUGACAAAGGUCAAGCACACGUGACAAAGGUCUUCGUUCAAUCGUCAAAACGUUUACAUGAUGGCUUUGGGACAUGCUAAAGAUUCGUAUUGUGGAGAUGUAUCAUUUAGUUUGAAACGUACUUUUAAAAACACGAUGUAACACUAGCAUUUAGUUUGAAACAUACUAUACAACACCACGUGACACUGUAGCAUUUAGUUUGAAACAAACAGUAAAAUCACGAUGUAACACUGUAGCAUUUAAUUUGAAACAUUCUAUAAAAACACGAUGUAUCAAUAUAACCCUUUACUUGGAACACAUGUUGUCUUUGGUAAUGGAGUGCUAGAGCAAAAACAAAAUACAAGGAAUGAAAAUAGUUAAAUAAUUCCUAUUUCUUUUUCAAUUGUUCUAAUUGGUUUCUGAAACUGUAAUGAUUUAAAUACCUAGAAAACGUUCUUUCACUCAUCCUUCAUCUUCUCAUCUAUUUUGUAACUUUCGGAUUUGGACUGAAUCGGAAUUUGAAGCUGUUACUGGCGGUAGCUAUUUUAGUUGGUCGGUGUCUUUCUACUAAAUUAAAAAGAAAGUCUUAGUACGCAAAUUUACAAAAAGAAAUCUGUAAAAAGAUACAAGAUAUCAGUUGAAAGUUACGUCACGUAACAUUUCAUAGUGUGUCAGCAUUUUAUCCAUUCACCCAUUUUUGUAUCUGUUUCCCUGUGUGUACUAGGCUGAGCUCUCCUUGUGUCAUGCAUUUUCGCGACUUAAUCUAUCAUUUGAUAUGCUGCACAUUUCCUAAAUCAAUAUUUCUUAGUUCCGAGUAUUAAACCCAUGUUUAUGAAUUUAUUCAGAUACUGUUGCAAUCCACUCGUUUUUGUUGAAUUUAAUCUUACCUUGUUAAAGACAAAUGCAGUUGUCGUCGGCCGUGUUAUUUUUUAAUGUAAACAGUUGCGUAGCAACCUUUAAUCUGUAGAUAUACAGCUUUAAAGACAAGAACACACUAGAUAUCUGGCUUUCUUAUGAAACUGGGAAAGUUCCUAGGGCCGCAGCACACACCAGGACCCAUCUUAAAUAUCUGUCACUUUACAUUUGCUUGAAGAAUAUUGUCAGUGCUGAAUAAAAAUCAAAAGAAAAGUGGGGGUCAUGUUUGAUGCAAGAACAUUAUUUUCAGUCAAACAUACAAACUGCAAAAUCAGCUAAAGAAUGAGACCCCGAAGUUUAAUGGUAGUGUAUUAUCUAUGAUUCCAACACAAAGCCUGCAAUGCUAUCAUUUCAUUAUAUAAACGCCUCCUUACUGUUAAGUUUAGAUCUUUUAUGCGAUUUCAGCAAAAGAUUACAAGUAAAAUAAGGAUGAUUAGCUCUGCAGUGCACAAAAGUAGAACUAUUUAAAUGUGCCAUUAUGCGAUACCAUUUUUCGCGCCAUUUUCCUAUUUAGUGUCUGUAUGCCUAAAGACAGUAUUUCAGUCCCCAAACAUUACCUUUUUGUAAUGGAUGAUUUUACUGCAAAUUCUGAAUUUGAAUGCUGGGGAUUAGUGUUCUUGUUUUAAGCAUCUACUUGCACAACAGCACAGUUAUUUGCCCUUGGUUGGCCACAUUACGCGGGAAAUAGUUCGUCUGUUUGAUGUUAGAUAUUAAAGUUAUUAAUGAAUUUCCUGCAAUAAAAGAUAAGAUUUAUUAGAUGAGGUAUAAAAUUGUAUUUACAUGUAUACUUUGACAAGAUGAGAAUGUCACAAUAUGUAUGAUAUAACUUUUUGAUAGGGCCAGUUUUGCCCGUUUGCGGCCAUUUAGAGACUAGUCUUCAUACGCAUGUGAUUUGGUUCAAGAUGCUUGGGGGGAGGGGGGGAGGG